Molecule: messenger RNA, 525 nt
Organism: Ostreococcus tauri
Lineage: Eukaryota; Viridiplantae; Chlorophyta; Mamiellophyceae; Mamiellales; Bathycoccaceae
Product: Methylmalonic aciduria and homocystinuria type D protein
Exons: 3
Coding region: 1-525 (174 amino acids)
Biological process (GO): cobalamin metabolic process
Source: RefSeq, a predicted model, not a curated record
AUGGCGCCCGCGAUCGAGGUGACGACCACGGUGUGGGGGAUGGAGUACUCGGCGCACGAGUGCCCGAAGCGACACAAGGCGGAGGCGGAGGCGAUGUUCCCGGGCGUUGGAGCUGAUGGCCUGCUCGUGGUGCCGACGUGUCAGCGAACGAAGAUGGAUCUGGUGCGAACGGGAGACGAGGUGGACGUGGAGAAGGAUUUUUGCCUCGAACGGUUCAUCGACUUCGCGAAGAGGGUGACGGAUGAACUCAAGAAGCGCGGACGCUGGUGCGAUUACAUCGACCCGUGCAGCGGAUUAUCGAUGAUCAAUCGCGAGUCCCAACACAUCUACGGCGAGGUCGACGCGUUGGUAACGCUGUUAAAUUAUCAAACCACCAACUCCGGGUGCUGCAAGGUGGUUCUGCACCCGAAGUGGGGGAGCGCGGUGUACCCGGCGUCGCUCUUCGCCAAGUGUUCGAAGGACGAACUCGCCGAGGCGAUCGCGAUCGCCGAGCGAGACAUUCGCGCGAGCGAUCCGAACGCGUGA